Molecule: messenger RNA, 1827 nt
Organism: Pelmatolapia mariae (spotted tilapia)
Lineage: Eukaryota; Metazoa; Chordata; Actinopteri; Cichliformes; Cichlidae
Product: tripartite motif-containing protein 16-like
Exons: 1
Coding region: 151-1821 (556 amino acids)
Molecular function (GO): zinc ion binding; protein binding
Source: RefSeq, a predicted model, not a curated record
AUCUGCAGUUUGAAGAUGACUGAAACCAACGUGGUGAUACACAAAACUUGACAAGCUUCAUUCACCACUGAAACACUUCAACUAUGAAGUCAAACUAGGUUACCAUCUACAAAAUAAAUGCUCACACACCUACUGUCACUGAGAGGAUAAAUGGCACAGCAAGGAGUUCAAGUGGAUCGAGAAACCAUCACUUGUUCAAUCUGUUUGGAUCUACUGAAGGAUCCGGUGGCUAUUCCCUGUGGACACAGCUACUGCAUGAACUGUAUUAAAUCUCACUUUGAUGAAGAGGACAGGAAGGGAAGCCACAGCUGCCCUCAAUGCAGGAAGACUUUCAUACCGAGGCCUGUCCUGGUUAAAAACAUUGUGUUAGCAGAUUUAGUGGAACAGCUGAAGAAGACUGGACUCCAAGCUGCUCCAGCUGAUCACUGCUAUGCUGGACCUGAAGAUGUGGCCUGUGAUGUCUGCACUGGGAAGAAGCUGAAAGCCAUCAAAUCCUGUUUAUCUUGUCCAGCCUCUUACUGUGAGAAACACCUCCAACCUCACUAUGAUGCAGCUCCAUUAAAGAAACACAAGCUGGUGGCCCCCUCCAAGAAGCUCCAGGAGAACAUCUGCUCUUGUCAUGAUGAGGUGAUGAAGAUUUUCUGUCGUACUGAUCAGCAGAGUAUCUGUUAUCUCUGCUUGAUGGAUGAACAUAAAGGCCAUGAAACAGUCCCAGCUGCAGCAGAAAGGACUGAGAAGCAGAAGGAGCUCGAGGUGAGACGACUAAACAUCCAGCAGAGAAUCCAGGAGCGAGAGAAAGAUGUGAAGCUGCUUCAACAGGAGGUGGAGGCCAUCAAUGGCUCUGCUGAUAAAGCAGUGGAGGACAGUGAGAAGAUGUUCACUGAGCUGAUCCGUCUCAUCCAGAAAAGAAGCUCUGAUGUGAAGCAGCAGGUCAGAUCCCAGCAGGAAACUGAAGUGAGUCGAGUCAAAGAGCUUCAGGAGAAGCUGGAGCAGGAGAUCGCUGAGCUGAAGAGGAAAGACGGCGAGCUGGAGCAGUUCUCACACACAGAGGAUCACAACCAUUUUAUACACAACUACCCCUCACUGUCAGCACUCAGUGAGUCUACACACUCAUCCAGCAUCAAUAUUCGUCCUCUGAGCUACUUUGAGGAUGUGACAGCAGCUGUGUCAGAGACCAGAGAUAAACUACAGGACAUUCUGAGAGAGGAAUGGACAAACAUCUCACUGACAGUCACUCAAGUGGAUGUUUUACUGUCACUACCAGAGCCAAAGACCAGAGCUGAAUUCUUAAAAUAUUCAUGUGACAUCACACUGGAUCCAAACACAGCACACAGAUGUCUGUUAUUGUCUGAAGGAAACAGAAAAGCAACAGUAAUAAAACAACCAUUACAUUCUGAACAUUCAGAUAGAUUCACCUUUUGGUUUCAGGUCCUGAGUAGAGAGAGUCUGACUGGACGUUGUUACUACGAGGUGGAGUGGAGCGGGAGAGCAAUUUAUGUAGCAGUUGCUUACAAAAAUAUCAGUAGAGUAGGGCGCUCAGAUGAAAGUGGAUUUGGAUGGAAUGAUAAAUCCUGGGCUUUAAGUUGUAAAACAGAGCGUUAUCAGUUUUUGUACAACAAAAACAAAACUCCCCUCUCAGGUCCUUGGUCCUCCAGAAUAGGAGUGUACCUGGAUCACAGUGCAGGUAUUCUGUCUUUCUACAGCGUCUCUAAAACCAUGACUCUCCUCCACAAAGUUCGGGCCACAUUCACCCAGCCACUCUAUGCCGGACUUUUUCUUUUUGAGUGUGGUGUUACUGGCGAGUUUAGUAAACUUAAAUAGAAGGGU